AUGAGCGCAUCACCCAACCCCAACGGCGCCGCCGCCGCAAACGCACCCACCUCCAUCAACGAAGCCCGCGACCCCUCGGGCUUCCUCAGCGAAAUCAUCGGCGCCCCCGUGACCGUAAAACUAAACUCUGGCGUUGUAUAUCGCGGCGAAUUACAGAGUGUAGAUGGCUACAUGAACAUUGCGCUCGAGCAAACAAACGAGAUUGUGGAUGGAAAGACGAGAAGAAACUACGGGGAUGCGUUUGUGAGGGGAAAUAAUGGUGAGUUGUGCUGUGUGUGGAGAAAGGGGAGUAGUGCUGACAAGGAGGGUGGUUGCAGUCAUGUAUAUUUCUGCCGACUCGUAGGGGGGGAAGGUUGA
This is a messenger RNA of Aureobasidium uvarum, 357 nucleotides long. Lineage: Eukaryota; Fungi; Ascomycota; Dothideomycetes; Dothideales; Saccotheciaceae. The record is from the annotation of a GenBank genome assembly.